AUGGUCGAAAAGGCCAAACAGGAGGCGUACGUGGCGGCGCGAGUAGCGGAGCUCGCCCGUGCUGGCCUGUGGACCGAACGGAGGCUGCCACGCGUGCUCGAACCGCCGAGACCUAAGACGCAUUGGGAUUACUUGCUCGAGGAGAUGGCCUGGCUUGCGCAAGAUUUUGCACAUGAACGGAAGUGGAAAAAGCAAGCCGCCAAAAAGUGUGCUCGUGCGGUUCAAAAAUAUUUUCAAGACAAAGCUGUCGCGGCUCAGAAAGCUGAAAAAGCGCAAGAGUUACAGUUGAAGAAGAUUGCUGCCUUCGCAGCCAAAGAAAUCAGAAAUUUUUGGUCCAAUGUCGAAAAGCUGGUCGAGUGGAAACGCGUCCGCCGAGUAGAACGAGCCCGCAAGGAGGCUCUCGAUGAGCAACUGAGUUAUAUCGUAGACCGCACGGAGCGCUACUCGCGUCAACUGGCAGCCAACCUGGGCGCGCCCGCAGCCCCCGCUGUGACCCCGGCCGUCCCGGACACGCCGCCCUCCGACGACGAGUUUCAGCCGCGAGACGACUCCGAUGACGACGAGGAGACCAUAGCGGCUGCCGAGCGAGAGGCCGCACACGACGCCACGGAUCAUCGCGACGAGCUUGAGGCGCUACGCCGGGAGUCCGACCUCGACCUAGGCGACCUGUUGCCCCCGGGAUACGUGCCAGCCCACUCGCCGCCGCCCUCGGACUACGGGCCCGACGUCGACUCCGCCGACGACGAGGACACCAUCGCGGAACAGGAACAGAACGAACGGCCCGAGGACGCCGCCGCAGAGCUCGCCGCGCUCAGGAACGACGCGGACCUCGACAUACACGAGCUGCUCGGGAGAUACAAUGCCGAGGACGGGGACGGCUCCACGGCCACGGAGCGCGACACGGACGACGAAGACGAGCCUUCGGAAAUAAGUAGCGACGAGUCCGCGGACUCCGAGCAGCUAGGAGCUCUCAUGGAAACUGACGAAAUCAAAGAAGAGGCGAGAAGGGACGAUGCCAAUGCGGAAGGAGAGCAGCGCGUGGAGGCUGCCGCCUCGCUCGCCGCCUCUCUUCAACCCACUGGCACCACGCUUUCGGAGACGGCCGUGGCCACGCCCGUGCCGGGGUUGCUGCGACACUCGCUCCGGGAGUACCAGCACGUGGGCCUUCACUGGCUGGCCACCAUGCACGCGCGGGGACUCAACGGCAUACUGGCCGACGAGAUGGGGCUCGGCAAGACCAUACAGACCAUAGCUCUGCUGGCGCACCUGGCGCUGGACCGCCGAGACUGGGGACCGCACCUCGUGGUCGCGCCCACCUCCGUCGUCCUCAACUGGGAGAUGGAGUUCAAGAAGUGGUGUCCGUCCUUUAAGAUCCUCACCUACUACGGCACCAUCAAGGAGAGGAAACUGAAACGUGUCGGUUGGACCAAAACGAACUCGUUCCACGUGUGUAUAACCUCGUACAAACUGGUAGUGCAGGACCAUCAGAGUUUUCGUAGGAAGAAGUGGAAGUAUCUCAUAUUAGACGAAGCUCAGAAUAUCAAAAAUUUUAAAUCUCAGAGAUGGCAGAUGUUACUGAAUUUCCAGACAGAAAGACGGUUACUCCUGACGGGCACGCCGCUACAGAACAGUCUGCUGGAGCUGUGGUCGCUCAUGCACUUCCUCAUGCCGGACGUGUUCGCCUCGCACUCGGAGUUCCGCGAGUGGUUCGCGCCCGUCGCCGGCAUCGCGGAGGGCUCGCACCGGUACAGCGACGAGCUCGUGAGGAGACUGCACGAGGUACUGCGACCUUUCCUGUUGCGGCGCCUGAAGGCGGACGUGGAGCGACAGAUGCCGCGCAAGUACGAGCACGUGCUCAUGUGUCGACUCUCCAAGAGGCAGCGGUUUCUCUACGACGACUUCAUGUCCCGAGCUAAAACGAAAGAGAGUCUCGCCUCGGGCAACCUGCUGAGCGUAAUCAACGUGCUGAUGCAACUCCGCAAGGUGUGCAACCACCCCGACCUGUUCGAGCCGCGGCCGGUGUCCUCUCCGCUCCAGCUGCCACCGUUGCCUUACCGCGUGCCUUCACUGGCGCUCGUUGCCGAUGUGGUGCGACGAGUGGAGCUGGCGGCGCGCCUCGGCGGGGACCUCGCGACGCUCGAAGUGUCCGGCGCUGGCGCCUUCGCCGCUCACCGCGCUCGCCACCUGGCUCCGCCGCGGCGCCUCAUAGAGGAGCUGCCGGACCCCCCGCCGCCGCCUCCUCCGCGUCCCCCGACCCUCCGCCCUGCGGCUGCACCUGCGCCUCGUCCCCCGCGCGCCACCCUCGCUCCGCGUGCCGCUCACCGCGCCGACGUCGACGCCCACCGUGACGGCCGUCCGCACGCCGUCGUCCCGAGCGCCGCCUCCCGCGUCGGAUCCGCCUCCUCCCGCGGCGCGCGGAUCGACCGCUCGCCUGUCCGCUCACCGCCGCGCCAGCCUGCGGCGCAUGGCCGCGGUCAACGAGCGCCGCUGCUGGCGCUGCCCCUGUUCGGCGCGGACCUGCGCGCGGCGGUGGACGUGGGUCCGCCUCCCUUGCCGCCGCGGGAUAUCUCGGACGUGCUCCGCGACCUGCACGACGUCAUCGACAGGUUCAUGAUCUGCUGGUCGUCGUGCCGGGCGCGCGGGCUCCAGAUGUGGGCGGGCGCGGGGGAGGGGGCGCGGGCCUGGCGGCGGGCGGCGCGCCCCCCCGAGGGCGGGCUGCGAGCCGCGCGCGCCGCCCUCACCUUGCUUCACGUUCCGGCCGCGCGCGCAGCCGUCGCCUUCCCGCACCCGAGACUGCUGCAAUACGACUGCGGUAAGCUGCAGACGCUGGACGGUCUGCUCCGGCGGCUGAAGGCGGGCGGCCACCGCGUGCUGAUCUUCACUCAGAUGACGAGGGUGCUGGACGUGCUGGAGGCGUUUCUCUGUAUGCACGGCCACGCCUACCUCCGCCUGGACGGCGCCACCCGUGUGGAUCAGCGCCAGCCGCUCGUGGACCGAUUCAACGCGGAUCCUCGAAUUUUCGCUUUCAUCCUGUCCACGCGCAGCGGCGGCGUCGGCCUCAACCUCACCGGAGCGGACUCCGUGGUGUUCUACGACUCGGACUGGAACCCCACCAUGGACGCGCAGGCUCAGGACCGCUGCCACCGGAUCGGUCAGACGCGCGACGUGCACGUGUUCCGCCUCGUCACCACGGCCACCGUCGAAGAGAACAUUCUGCGCAAGGCCGAACAGAAACGGACCCUCGGCCACCUCGCCAUCGAAGACGGACACUUCACUACGUCCUAUCUGAGAGCGGCCAACAUCAAGGAGUUGUUCGGAGCGGAGACGGAGCCGACGGCCGGCCAGAGAGACUGCGAAUCGGCAGAGGGUGGGGAGUUGGAGUCCGCCCUCGCGGCCGCGGAGGACGAGGCGGACGCCGCCGCCGCCCAGGCGGCCAGGGCGGAGGCUCAGGGUGACCUCGCCGAGUUCGACGAGACCGUACCGCUAGAUGAAGACACGCGCGCAGCUUCCCCCGGACAUGCGGGAGACGAAGACCGGGGAGAGUUCGCCGCCCUCAUGAAACAGUUAACGCCGGUGGAGAAAUACGCAAUGAGACUGGUGGAGAGCAGCGAGGCGGCCACUGAGGCGGAGCGGGCGGCGCUCGGGGAGAUGAGGAGGCAGCUGAGGGAGUGGGAACAGGCGAGGCGCGCGCUCCGGGACGAGGCCAGCGACCAGCACGAGCAAGAGACGGAACCGGAGCACGACCAGGACCUGGAGCUCACUUACUGUCGGGAGGACGCCCGCACGGAGAUAUGGAUCGACGGCAACGGAGCGGCGGAGCGCAUGCCGAUGUGGUGUCCGCCCACCCCGCCCUCCAGCGACGGAGACGUGUACUGCGACAGCUGGGCGCGGGCCCUGUACCGGCGUGGGGCGGCGGCCGACGCUCUCCUACCGCCCGUCCGCUGGAGAGACUCUCGUGCUCCGCGGUCACCGCGCCGCACUAGGCCGGCUCCCCGCUCCGCCCACGCUCCUCCUUCGCUGUUCGACCGCGGCGGCCCGCGUCCACGGCCCCGCGUCCGCGCGCCCCCCGCCCCGCCCAGGGACCACGUCACUCCUCCGCCCGACUGGGCUCCUUGCGAGGACGCCGCUCUACGGCGAGCGCUCCGUCUGCAGCGUUUACCGCCGGAACCUCCGGCCGCUCACGCUCCCAACUGGGAUUGGCUCGCCGACCUGGUCGGGGAGGUCGCCCGCGCCUAUCGCUCUCCCCGCUCCUGUCGCGAUCGUCACGACGCGCUCGCUGACCCGGAGCGCGCCCGCCGCAAACAUCGGAAGCCUCCGCCGGCCCGACGUCGGCCGGACGAUGACGCCCCGCGUCCGCCGCUACAACGACUCGACGCGAUGCGGGAAGCCGCCGAGCGACGUCGCGCGGCGCCCAAGCGUCGCCUGGACGACGCCUCGCACCACAAUCCCAAGCACGCCGCGCUGCUCGCCGACCAUGGAGUGGACUACGACGCUCCUCCUUCACCGAUGGAGGUGGCCACACGACGAGCGGAGCGUAUCGCGAAGGAGAAGAUGAAGGUCGGCGCGAGCGCUUCCAACGCCGGGAACGUCGCGCCGCCGCCGGCCGCCGCCAGCGGCGCGCCUCCGCCCGUCACCGCACAGCGUAUAGUAGUGGCGGCGCACGGGGCUCCGGCGGCGGCCGCGGCGGCGCCCGGGCCCGGCAAGCCGGAGGUCCGCCGUCCGCGGCCGGGGGAGGCUCCGCGAGCUCAGGCGCCGGCCGCCGCACAGCUGCUGUACCGCCAGCAGACGCUCGCCGGCAGGCACCAUCUGAAGAUAUUGCACCACUCGACACCGACCCAGCCGCAGGGUGUGUCGGUGAGCGCGGCGGGCGGCACCCUGCAGCUGCAGCAGCUGGCGCUCCGCCGGCCGCGCGCGCCCCCGCCCGCGCCGCAUCUGGUGCUGGCUCACCUGGCGCCCGCGCCCCCCGCCGCCGCCCCCGCCGCUCCCCCCACCUCCUCCGACUCGCAACAAUAAAGGGCCUCUUUAUUUGAUCGUUUCAUUGUUAUAAUCCUCUUUAGGUAUUUAAAGGUGCGCGCAUCUCACGACGAGCGAAUUUUCUAUUUUCUAGUGAUGCCCGAUUAUUAAGUGAAAUAUA
Molecule: messenger RNA, 5134 nt
Organism: Danaus plexippus (monarch butterfly)
Lineage: Eukaryota; Metazoa; Arthropoda; Insecta; Lepidoptera; Nymphalidae
Gene: dom
Product: helicase domino
Exons: 13
Coding region: 1-5013 (1670 amino acids)
Cellular component (GO): Swr1 complex
Molecular function (GO): histone binding; ATP binding; ATP-dependent chromatin remodeler activity
Source: RefSeq, a predicted model, not a curated record